This is a messenger RNA of Perognathus longimembris pacificus (Pacific pocket mouse), 1513 nucleotides long. It is a transcript of the gene Gipr, whose product is annotated as gastric inhibitory polypeptide receptor. The record is from RefSeq and is a predicted model, not a curated record. NCBI's taxonomy places the organism in Eukaryota, Metazoa, Chordata, Mammalia, Rodentia, Heteromyidae. Bases 107 to 1513 code for a protein of 468 amino acids. The transcript has 14 exons. Gene Ontology annotation, molecular function: G protein-coupled peptide receptor activity; gastric inhibitory peptide receptor activity; peptide hormone binding. Gene Ontology annotation, cellular component: plasma membrane. Gene Ontology annotation, biological process: adenylate cyclase-modulating G protein-coupled receptor signaling pathway; cell surface receptor signaling pathway.
GGCAAGACACAGGAGGCCACGGUGACAGGGGCGUCAGGUCAGAGAACAGGCCUGGGAACAGCCCGACGGCUUCUGCUUCUGCGUGACCAGACCCUUGGCCGCCUUCAUGAUGCCAAAUUCUCGGCCCCGGCGUUGGUUGCUGUUGCUGCUUUAUCUGUGGGGACUGCCACUCCCGAGUGCGGAGACCACCUCAGAGGGGCAGACGACAGGGGAGCUGUACCAGCGCUGGGAGAGGUACCGCCGGGAGUGCCAGGAGACCCUGGAGGCCUCUGAGCCACCUGCAGGCCUCGCUUGUAAUGGGUCCUUCGAUAUGUACGUCUGCUGGGACUACGCUGCACCCAACAUCACUGCCCGAGCGUCCUGCCCCUGGUACCUGCCCUGGCACCGCCAUGUGGCUGCUGGCUUUGUUCUCCGCCACUGUGGCAGUAAUGGCCAAUGGGGACCUUGGCGAGACCAUACUCAGUGUGAGAAUCCAGAGAAGAAUGGGGCCUUUCAGGACCAAAGACUGAUUUUGGAGCGGUUGCAGGUCGUUUACACCAUCGGCUACUCGCUGUCCCUUGUCACUCUGGUGCUAGCCCUGUUCAUCCUGAGUUGCUUUAGGCGACUGCGGUGCACUCGUAAUUACAUCCACAUGAACUUGUUUAUGUCCUUCAUGCUCCGGGCUGCAGCCAUCCUCACUCGAGAUCGAUUACUGUCUCCACCUGGCCCCUACCCCAGGGACCAGGCCCCCACACUGUGGAACCAGGCCCUGGGCACCUGUCGCAUGGCACAGAUCUUGACCCAGUACUGCGUGGGUGCCAACUACACGUGGCUGCUGGUGGAGGGCGUGUACCUGCACCGCCUCCUGGUGCGGGUGGGCGGCUCAGAGGAGGGACACUUCCGCUGCUACCUGCUCCUGGGCUGGGGGGCCCCUGCGUGUUUCGUCAUUCCCUGGGUGAUCGUCAGGUACCUGUACGAGAACACGCAGUGCUGGGAGCGUAAUGAAGUCAAGGCCAUUUGGUGGAUCAUUCGCACCCCCAUCCUAAUAACCAUCUUGAUUAACUUCCUCAUCUUUCUCCGAAUUCUUGGCAUCCUUGUGUCCAAACUGAGGACACGACAGAUGCGCUGCCCCGACUACCGACUGAGGCUAGCUCGCUCCACGCUGACGCUGGUGCCCCUGCUGGGUGUCCACGAGGUGGUGUUUGCUCCUGUGACCGAGGAACAGGCGCGCGGAGCCCUGCGCUUGGCCAAGCUUGGCUUUGAGAUCUUCCUAAGCUCUUUCCAGGGCUUCCUGGUCAGCGUCCUGUACUGCUUCAUCAACAAGGAGGUGCGGUCCGAGAUGCGGCGGGGCUGGUACCACCGCCGCCUACACCGCAGGCUCAGCCAGGAGUCCCGCCAGCCGCUGCCGCCGCCCCCCGGGCGCCCCUGCCAGGCCGUGCCCCCCGGAGAGAUCCCCAUCGGCCGCACCUCGUCCUCAGGUGCCCUGCCAGGACACGGCGACCAAGCCAGUAGGGUCUCAGAAAGUUACUGCUAG